Molecule: messenger RNA, 2880 nt
Organism: Thermochaetoides thermophila DSM 1495
Lineage: Eukaryota; Fungi; Ascomycota; Sordariomycetes; Sordariales; Chaetomiaceae
Product: ATP-dependent DNA helicase srs2-like protein
Exons: 2
Coding region: 1-2880 (959 amino acids)
Biological process (GO): recombinational repair
Cellular component (GO): nucleus
Molecular function (GO): ATP binding; 3'-5' DNA helicase activity; hydrolase activity
Source: RefSeq, a predicted model, not a curated record
AUGGCCCAGCCAGCGCCAAAUAACUCCAUCUUUGACGGUCUCAACGAGUCCCAGCGCCGUGCUGUGACGUCAGCUGCAGAUACGGUUGCAAUUCUGGCAGGUCCGGGGAGCGGAAAGACACAAACCCUCACAGCCCGGGUGGUUUGGCUGAUCGACCAUGUGGGCUAUCAUCCACAAGAUAUUGUCGUAGCCACCUUCACUGUCAAGGCGGCCCGUGAGAUGAAAGAGCGCAUUGGGAAGUCUCUCGGUGACGGCAGAGAAACAAAAAUUAUUCUUGGCACUUUCCACAGCAUCGCCCGUCGAUAUCUUGCCGCGUAUGGCCGCCUCAUCGGGCUCAAUGAAAAGUUUGGCAUUGCUGAUGACUCAGACUCGCGCGCCAUCAUCGUUCGUAUCUGCAAGCGGCUACAAUUGCAGGUUGACCCUGCGCAUGCGCGCGCGUGGAUUAGCAAGAAGAAAGCCAAGGGAACAGAAAUGCCGUCCAGAGUAGUUAAGAAGGAGCCAAAAAAGACACCCCAGCUUGAGGAGCUCGAGACCUGCUAUCGGGAGUACCAGAAGCAUUUGGAGUCCUCCAACCUACUGGAUUACGACGACCUCCUGGUUCGCUGCGCUGAACUCCUCCGCAAGUUUCCCGCUUGCGUCUCUAACAUUCAAGCUGUGCUCGUCGACGAGUACCAGGACACCAACGGAAUCCAGUAUGAUCUGAUGAAGUUGUUCGCGCAACAACACCGAAGAAUAACCAUCGUCGGAGACCCAGACCAGAGCAUUUAUGGCUGGCGGUCAGCCGAGAUUGGGAACUUGUGGAAGUUGUUGCGUGAAUUCCGCGCUACUGAAGAAGUUUCUCUCGAGCAGAACUACCGCUCAUCAGAGUUCAUCCUCAAUCUAUCACUGCAGGUGAUCGAGCAGGACACAAAGCGUUACAAGAAGUCCUUGAAGCCCGUUCACAACAAGGGAACCCGACCGGUGUUACGGCGGCUGAUCAGUCCUGAUGCCGAAGCAGAUUGGAUCAUUUCUGAGAUUAGGAGGAUCAUCAUGAUGUCGGGUUCUAUGAUAACCCACAACGAUGUUGCAAUCCUCAUUCGCUCCGCUUACUUGUCAAGACACAUCGAGAGCUCUCUAGGAAAGGCGGGGAUCUCAUACAGGAUGGUCGGCGGCCUGAAAUUCUACGAGCGCGCCGAAAUCAAAACCAUCAUCGACUAUUUGCGCGUCAUCCAUCAGCCGGAAAACAACGAUGCACUCGCUCGUAUCUUGAAUGUUCCGCGCCGAGGAGUUGGGGAUAUUACAAUCAGGGGGCUUCUUGAAGAGGCAGAAACAUCUGGAAUGAGCGUCUGGAGAAGGAUCAGUCAAGUGGAUGGGCCAAACGACACUCCAAUCGGCCUUGUUCAGAUAAUCGAGCAGCUUCUUUCCUCUCUUGAUUUCCAGAGGCAUCUCCAGACCGUUCACCCAGAGGACCAUGAGCAACGGUGGGCAAACGUCCAGGAGUUCGUCGCUCUGGCAGGAGACUUUGUAAAGGAGCUCGAACUUAAAGGCGACGAAUCCCUUCCAGAGAUUGAAGGUAUUGAGCAAGCUAAAGAAGUUGACGUCCUUCCGCGCUUCCUGGCCAACGUGGCCCUGGCUACAGAUGCACAGACGGGAGACGACGAUCAAGACAGCAAGCCGCGGGUUACCAUAUCUACCAUUCACGCAGCAAAGGGUCUUGAGUGGCCUGUUGUCUUUGUUCCUGCCGUCUACGAUGGCUCUAUUCCCCACUCGCGAUCCGAUGAUAUCGAUGAGGAAAGAAGGCUACUCUACGUGGCCAUGACGAGAGCUCAGAGCUUGCUCUAUCUUAGCUACCCGGUCCGCCCCUCCAGCGAGGCUAACCAGAAUAACGAAAUGUCUCCUUUUGUCAGCUCAAUAAGCCGUUCAUUUGCCGAAAAAGGACCUUGUCUUGAUCGUCAUGUCAUGAAGGAAAUUGCCAAGGUCCUCGGGAGAGAGUUGCCCUCGGACGAAAAGAUAUUCGGGGCCUUGCCGCCCGGGUUUAGCACCGAGGACAAUCUUUUCCCUGUUGACCCUGAACAUGUGAGGGGCCUACAGUGGGACGGCCAGGGUGAUGUAUUCAAUGGGCCGCGGGCUAAACGGCCGAGAAUUCAUGGCCCUGGCAUGGGAAAGGCUGCUGAGGAAGAACGGCCUUGGCAGAAAGACUACCUAACAACGAUGGAGCAAGCAUCGAAAUUCACUAUAUCAAAUCUACCCGGUUUUAUCAGCGCAUCAGCUCAUCAAGCUGCUCUCGUGGCUGCAAACGCCGCGGCUGAAGCGAAGCGAAAGGAGGAGAGAGCCCAAAAGUUACGCCUGCCACAACAAAAAAGCAUCAUGGCCUUCGUUAAGACCGGAUCUGAGCCUGCUCCUCCCCCAGCCGCUUUGGCUUCAGCAGGGCAGACAGCACCAGCAGGCAACGCGUUCUCCAAAAAGUCUUCACCUGGAUUCCAGCAGCUUGUGGCAAAACAGCCCCAGCCUGUCAUCCAGCCGGACCUUGCCAGCCACAAGCUGGGCCCCAAGAAGAUGCCCACUCGUCCUACCGUUGGUCACUCUACCAACGAUGGCUCCAAGGGGAAAGCCUAUCCUUGCUUCUCCAGCUCGCCGCCGCGGCCGGACUCAGAGCAGAAUGGCAAUGGCAUAUCAGAGGCGGCCGACGACGAUGAAGACGAUGGGCCACCACCCCAGCCAACGCGAGCAGCCGCUUGUCUGCACGCGACGACGUGCACAACCGUGCCCAAGGGGCUCGGCAGUAGUGUGUUUAGGAGACCUGCUGGCCUAGGAAGGGAUAGUAUCACGCCGAUUGAGAAGUUGAAGAAGCCGUUUAAACCAUUGACGAUUAAUAAACCUGGGCGAGGUGGUAAAAUGUAA